Eucalyptus grandis is the source of this 4231-nucleotide messenger RNA. RefSeq names its product polyadenylation and cleavage factor homolog 4. Gene Ontology annotation, biological process: termination of RNA polymerase II transcription. Bases 486 to 3602 code for a protein of 1038 amino acids. Gene Ontology annotation, cellular component: cytoplasm; mRNA cleavage factor complex. Gene Ontology annotation, molecular function: RNA polymerase II complex binding; mRNA binding. Lineage: Eukaryota; Viridiplantae; Streptophyta; Magnoliopsida; Myrtales; Myrtaceae. The record is from RefSeq and is a predicted model, not a curated record. The transcript is spliced from 7 exons.
GAAAAUCCCAAACCCUACCUCCCCCCUCCCCUCCCUCCCCCGCUCGACCAGAGAACGCUCAAGGCUCGCUGGUCAUCGAGGAGCUCUCGCUUCCCCCUUCACACUCUCCUCUUCUCACUCUCUCGCCCUCUCUCUCUCUCUCUCUGCAAUUCACCGGGCGCUUCGACCUCGAAGUCGCGGCCCUCUCGGGCUCGUUCUCCGCGCGCACCGUUUCGAUCCCCGCGUCCCCCCGUCUCGCCAUCGGUUUCGGGUUCCCUUUUCGAGUCCCCUUUUCGGUUUCCCGAUGUGUAAUUAGGGCCGCGGUUGUGCCGCAGGAAUAGGGGUUUUCCGAUUGUAAGAUCUCGGUGUUUUUUUUUUUGGUGUCGAAUUGGGUCGUGGGAUAGGGGGGCCGGAAUGAUCGAGCUUUUUCUCGUUUGGUAAUUUCGGGUUGUAAUGGAGAAAGGGGUAGUUUUUUGAUUAGGGUUUUUUUUUUUUCUUCGGCGGAGAUGGAUGGCUUGCGUAGAUCGUUCGAUAGAUCGAGGGAAUUGGUCCCGAAGAAGCCGCGGCUGGCGGCGGAGGAGCUGGGCGGGCGGCCCUACGCUCUGAGGCCGGGGGCGCCGGUCGUGAACCCGCCGCUGGUGCAGCAGCAGCAGAGGUUCAAAUUGGCCGAUAGAGAAGUGGAGGGCAAUGAUCCGAGCAGCGAGGCGUACCAGCCGCAGCCCCUGCCGCAGCACCAGCAGCAGCAGCAGCACCAGGAGCUGGUGGAGCAGUACAGGACCGCGCUCGCGGAGCUCACGUUCAAUUCGAAGCCGAUAAUCACCAACCUGACGAUCAUAGCCGGGGAGAAUUUGCAUGCCGCCAAGGCGAUUGCGGGCACUGUGUGCACGAACAUUAUCGAGGUUCCAAGUGACCAAAAGCUUCCAUCACUUUAUCUGUUAGACAGCAUUGUAAAGAAUAUUGGGAGGGACUACAUUAAGCAUUUUGGAGUUGAAAUAGCGGAGGUUUUCUGCAAGGCAUAUAGGCAAGUUGAUUCUUCAGUACAUUCAGCCAUGAGACACCUUUUCGGGACCUGGAAAGGAGUCUUUCAUCCUCGAACUCUUCAAUACAUCGAAAGACAACUUGGCUUUGGCUCUACGGGUAACGGUUCGUUGGCAUCUACAACAUCUAGGUCUGAUUCACAGUCUCAACGCCCAGCACAUAGUAUUCAUGUUAACCCCAAAUAUCUAGAGAGGCAGCGGCUUCAGCAGUCAAGCGGAGCAAAGGUAAAUGAUGUAGCUGGUGCUUUGGCAAGCUCAUCUGAGGAUUUAGAGAGGCUGGAUGGAGCACCUAGUGUUAGUGGUGGACAUACAUGGGAGGAUCCGCCAGUGAAAACGCAAAGCAUUCAACGGUUGCAGAGAGAUUCUCUUGGUGAAGCAGUUCAAGAAAAGAGGAUAGGUGUAGUUUAUGGAAAUUAUGACUAUGGUUCUGAUACGUCAAGAAAUUCAGCACUAGGAGCUGGAAGAAUUACUGGAAAGAUUAGUGAGCAGGGACUUAGCAAGCCUUGGUAUGGAACUGGAGGUAGUGUUGCCCAAUCAGCAUCCAGCCAAAGAAAUGGUUUUAGUGGGAAGCAUGGGAUUUCGAGUUACCAGCCAUCGAAAACUGCUAGUGUCGAUUCUCAUCUUCAGCCAUCACAUGGCAUCACAAAUAGAAGUGGUGGGAUCUCUAGUAGCUGGAAGCACUCUGAGGAAGAAGAAUUCGUGUGGGAUUCUGUGGACCCUGGAUCUAUGGAGCGAGAUGUAACCAACGUCCCUAGUAUCUCAAGAAAAGAUCGUUGGACUCUCGAUGGUGCAGAGGAAAUGGGAUCAAUAUCUAACCUUGCAAAACCACUUUCAAAGGAUGGGUUUAUACAUACCGGAACUAAUUUAGGUGUGUCAGAGGGUUACCCUGGUAGAGUUGGUGGACUGUCAUCAAGUAUGGGUUCCUUUUCAAGGAGGGAAGUUGGAUCAGAGAUGAGAUCUCCUAACGUCAAACAAAUAGGCCCCGGCUUUUCUCCUAGCACAGUCUCCUCAGGAUCCACAGAAAGCCAACGUAUACAGUCUCUAGGGCCUGCAUCACCUUCUGGACGGUCAUUAGCAUACCAGCCUCUUUCUACUUCAGAUACACGCCUCACCCAUCAAAAGUUGCAAAAUUUGUCCGACCCGCGAGUACAUAUGUUGCCUCGCACUGAGUUUAAGACAGCUCAUCUGCCAGAAAAGUCAAGUGUAGGGCCAAAUAACCUUUAUAAUCAGGAUUCCUUGUCUAAGUUUCGCCUCAAGGAAUUGAAGCCUUCUCCUCCUUCUACAUUUCCUCUUCAAACAAGGCACCAUCGUCCUCAAUUGCAGCAGGCACGAUCAGAACCUGCAAUGCCAGAGAUAUUAGGUCAGAGCAAGAAGCCACUUCAAUCCGAAGUUUCUGAACGUGAUGCUUCUUCUGCCUCAGAAACGGCAAGACAAUCAAGUAAGGGUAGUUUUUUGGCUACCGAGAUUGAAGGUGGAGCUGUCUCUAGUGAUGCUGCUGCUAGGCCACCAAGCCCGAGUGCUGUGGACACGAGGUCUCUGCCAUCACGAGUACGUGCCAAGCCUCCAUCAUUGACUGGGCCUCCCCCCAUCGAUUUGGUCUCCCCUGAUUUGGGUGCUUCAUUGUCAACUCUCUUAGCAUCUCGUCGUGAUGACUCAUCUAUUUCAAGAGAUGCAUCUAAAGUGAAGGCGGGACUGCCCCCAGUGCCACCAGGUCCAACUCCAACUACCGUUGAUAAUGCAGCUGACAGGAGUUCUAGUGCAGUAGAAACAACCUUAAAUCCAGUGUCGAGUCUCUUGAGCACAUUAGUUGCAAGGGGUCUGAUAAAGCCAGAGUCAACUUCUGUGCCUUCCCAAAUGCCUAUGCAAGUGCAGGACGAGGCCAAAGAUGAUGCUACUGCUGGAUUUGGCCCAGAUUCUUCAGCUUCAGUUUCAACAGCUGUGCCGCUAUCCUCGACUGAAGACGAGGUACCUAUUGUGAAGCAAGUUACUGAGAGCUCUGCUCCCUUGCCUCAUUCGCCUAGGGAAAUAAAGAACCUCAUAGGUUUUGAGUUUAAGCCAUCUGUUGUUCGAGAGUUCAGUGAAUCUGUGAUCAGUGAACUAUUCGAGGAUUUUCCACAUAGGUGUGGCAUCUGUGGUGUGCAAUUAAAAUUUCAAGAGCACCUGGAUCAACAUUUGGCUUGGCAUGAUGCAAAAGGUGUACUUUUUGGUUCGAGGGGCUGGUAUUUAAACUUAACAGACUGGGUAGCUCGGAAAGAAUAUCUUCCAUCUGGAUCUGAAAAUAUUGUUUCAGAAGAAAAGAGUGGCGAGACGACUGAGAUGCAUGGCCCGAUGGUUCCUGCAGAUGAAUAUCAGUGUGCUUGCAUCUUAUGUGGUGAGCUCUUUGAUGAGGUUUAUAGCCUUGAAAGGGAUGAGUGGAUGUUCAAGGGAGCAGUCCACAUGGAUAUCCCAACUGCAAGCAGUACUAUGAUCGGCAUAAAAAACCAGAGUUCUCCCCAGGGUCUCGUCGUCCAUGCAUCUUGCGUAUCAGAAAGUUCACUGCAGGACCUGGGAUUGGCAAAUGACAUAAAGCUGGAGAAAAUUGCAUAAUGUGCGGGGUGUAGGAGCUGUCUGUAGUGCACUGUUGCCAAAUGAAGCCAAUUGAGGGAAAUCAGGUUUGCUCAUUGUGGGCCAGGAACUAUGGCUUGCAUUAAGCUAAAUUUUGUUAUGUUCCAAAUGGUGCUGAGAUCUGUUUCUUCCGCAUUGAAAUUUUCUUGCCUGUAAUGUUUAUAGUCUGAAGGAAAUACACAGAGAUAUUUGUUUGCGCCUCAAUUUUUCCUUCACUAAAGUGGUUUUUAUGUUGUUUCUCUCUCUCUCUCUCUCUCUCUCUCUCUCUCUCUCUUAACUAUAUGGAGGGGCUGUGCGGUUGGGGACUUGCAUCCGAUGCUUUAUGCCUGGCACUUUGAGCCUUCUUGAUUAUCCUCAAGUUGGAUGGAAUGUGAGCUUCAAGGCACCCAUUGCGCUGUCCCUUCUUUUCUGCAAAGAUCAUAGAUCCUGUAUCAAUACAUUCAGCAGUUUCCGAGGUUCUUUUUUUUUUAUUCUUUUUUCCUUUUCCUUUUUUCUUACAUUUGCUAGUUUCAUCUUCUUUUAGUUGUAUACAAUGUUUCGUCUCCUAGACCAAUGGGGACUGGAGGUUUUUUAACCCUUGAUGGAAGAAUGAAGUGCCCUCAAAUUGAUCA